This is a messenger RNA of Cygnus olor (mute swan), 2377 nucleotides long. RefSeq names its product NOP9 nucleolar protein (gene NOP9). Gene Ontology annotation, biological process: ribosomal small subunit export from nucleus; endonucleolytic cleavage in ITS1 to separate SSU-rRNA from 5.8S rRNA and LSU-rRNA from tricistronic rRNA transcript (SSU-rRNA, 5.8S rRNA, LSU-rRNA); endonucleolytic cleavage to generate mature 5'-end of SSU-rRNA from (SSU-rRNA, 5.8S rRNA, LSU-rRNA). Lineage: Eukaryota; Metazoa; Chordata; Aves; Anseriformes; Anatidae. Gene Ontology annotation, cellular component: nucleolus; 90S preribosome; preribosome, small subunit precursor. Gene Ontology annotation, molecular function: RNA binding. The transcript has 10 exons. Bases 133 to 1899 code for a protein of 588 amino acids. The record is from RefSeq and is a predicted model, not a curated record.
GGCGCCGGGGCCGGGCCGGAGCGGCGGCGGGCGCGGGGCACGCCGGGAAGGAGGCGGAACCGGGCGGGGCGGAGCCGCGGGGCACUGUGGGGAAGCCACCCCCGAGAUGGCGGCCGCCACGGUACAACCAAGAUGGCGGCGACCGGCGGCGGCGGCCAUUUUGUCCCUCCCUCAGCGGGCGGCGCGGCGGGCGCCAUUUUCUGCCUCCUCCUCCUCUCUCCGCCGCUGCGGCCGGUGGGCGCCAUGGGGGUGCGGCGGGGCCGGGCGGCCCCGGUGCUGGAGGGCGACGUCGCCGCUUAUUUCCGACGGGCUCUGGAGACGCUGCAGGAGGGGCUGAGCCCGGAGGAGCUCGAUCUUUUUGCCACAAAUGUCCUGGCGGAGGCGGUGGCGGCGGGCCCGGGGGUCGCCCUGGACCCCAGCGGCUCGCGAGUGCUGGAGGCGCUGCUGCCCCGGGCACCCGCGGCGGUGCUGAGCCGGGUGCUGAGCCCCUUGGUGGGGGGCCUGGGGGGGCCCGCGGGGCACCCGCUGGGGGCUCGGGUGCUCGAGGCCGCCCUGCAGCGGGUCCCGGAGGUUGUGGGGCCGCCGGGGGACGCUAUGGGGCGGCUAGAGGACGCCGUGGGGCGGCAGGCGGCGGCGGUGCGGGGCGAGGCGGUGGCGUUCGCCCGGCACCCCAACGGCAGCUUCGUGCUCAGGGCGCUGCUCAGGGCGCUGGCGGGCAUCCAGGGGGCAGGACCCCCUCACCCACCCCACAGGGGGGCGGAGCCUAAACCGAAGGGGGCGGAGCCAGCAGCCAAGGGGAUGGAGCCUAAACCAAAGGGGGCGGAGCUUCCCCCCUCCUUCCCCCUCCUCCUGGGGCAAUUGGCGGAGGUCUUCGAGGAGAAUCUGCCCUCCCUGGUGUCCCCGCCCUGUGCCAGCCUCUGCCUGCAGGGGGCGCUGGAGGCGCUGCGCCACAGCCAAUCGCCCGCCUGCACCCGCCUCUGCGACGCCCUCAUUGGCUACCUGGCCCUGCCGGGACACGCCCCCGGGGAGAGCCCCCUGGUGGCAGCGCUGCAGGACGCGCAGCGCGGGCGCCUGGUGGAGGCGGUGCUGGCAGCGGCCGGGCCCCAGCGGCUGCGGGAUCUCUUCCGGGAGCACCUCCAGGGCCACCUCGUGGGCGUGGCCAACCACCGGCUGGCCAAUCACGGCCUGCAGCGCCUGCUGGACCACGCCCCCUGCGACGUGGUGGGGGCAGUGCUGGAGGAGCUGGGCCCCGCCCUGCAGCAGCCCCUGGCGCGGGGGCACCCCGGGGUGCUGACGGCGCUGACGGGCGCCUGCCGCCGCCACCCCCCGCUGCAGCCCCAGGCCCUGCGCCGUGUGCUUGAGGCUUUCGACUGCUGGGAGCCGCCCGAGCGCCGCCAGGGCUGCGUGGGGCCGCUGGCUGCCCUGCGGCCCUGGGGGGGCGGGGACAAGGAGCAGGGGGCGGGGCCUGAGCCCACCCCAGGCGCCGUGACGCUGCCGGGCUCGCUGCUCCUCCAGCACCUGCUGCACUUCGGGGACCCGGGCCCGGUGCUGGGGGCCCUGGCGGCGCUGCCCUCCACGGCCCUGGCGGCGCUGGCGCUCAGCCCCCCCGGCAGCCACGUGUGGGACGCGCUCCUCGCCUCCCCCUCCGUGCCCCCCCGCGCCCGCCGCCGCCUUCUGCGCAAGCUCAAGGGCCACUUCCUGUCGCUCGCCUGCCACCGCAACGGCAGCCGCGUCCUCGACGCCAUCUUGGCCUCCUCCUCGCCCCGCGCCCGCGCCGCCAUCGCCGCUGAGCUGGCCCCCCAGCGCCCGGCGCUGCUGCGGGACCCCCACGGGCGCGGCGUCGAGCGGCGGCUGCGCCUCCUCCUGCGCCGGCCCCGGCAGUGGCGGCUGGAGGACUGAGAGCCAGCGAGUUCCCGCUGCCAGGGGUAGAGAGGCGUCGGGGGCGGAGCUUGGAGGAGCAUGAGUACGAAGGUGAGACCAUAGAGAGCGGCCAUGGGUGGAUAGAAGGUCCCUCUGCUUGGUAUGGAGAUCAUAGAGGUGGUGGAGGACUGAGUAGAGCGUCUCCAAAGCUUGGGCGUGGCUUGUACCACUGAGAUGUUGGAGGACUGAGGAGUAGAGUGUCACCUUUCUGUGCUACAACCAUAGAGUUGCUAGAGGACUACCAACCAUAGAGCAGCCUGGAGGACCAGCAGCCACAGAGCUCCUGGAGGACCAGUGGCCAUAGAGUUGUUGGAGGACCACCAAACCAUAGAGCUGCUGGAGAACUGACCACUAGAGAGGAUCCCUAUAGGCGACGCUCUGGUACCGCAUAACCAAGUCUUGUCUGCUCUGUUUUUUCUUUUCUAUCUGUAUUUUUAUAAAUUAACCAAUUUCUUCA